CAGGUAGCAAGGUACCGGGCGGGGCUCUGUAGGAAAGUGGGUCUAUGAGGUCGCUCAGAUAUACCGAGCUAGCUGGUUAGCAGAGAGGCCGUUUCUGAUCCAUGGUUCCUCGGAGUUCAAGGUGUCCGGCAGGACUGUCAGAUUUCCCGCUCUGAGCCGGUGACCAAGCCAAUUCCGCUGAUCUAAGUUUGCCUUUUCUGCUUGCAUAAUUUCCCCCCGCCCCUCCGGCAACAUUUGCCCAAUAAGGGGACGCUGAGGGCGGGCCCAGGUGGGCGGGGCUGCUGCGGACAACUGCGGCUAGACUUGGGACAUUCCUGCGGGCCGGGACUUGGCCGGAGGGUCCGGGACAGCGAUCGAGGGGCGGACGGGCGGAGACGGCGUACGUGCCCUGCGUGAAUGCGUGGCGGCGGCGCGUGCGCGAAGCGAGUGGGCGGUGUGGCCAGCUCCACGUGCGUCCUGACCGCGACCCUUGCAGCUUAGAGCCCCGCGGCUCCAUGACCCGAGACACCCCGGCCUCCGCCCCCCGCCCCGAGCGGCUGGUCCGGUUCUCCCGUCCCUCAGUCCACUCAGUCUCGACCGACGGGCACGCAUUGCCAUGGUAACUGUGGGCAACUACUGCGAGGCCGAAGGGCCCGCGGGUCCGGUCUGGGCGAAGGGUGGCCUGAGUCCCUGCUUCUUCUUCACGCUCGUGCCCUCGAUGCUGAUUGCCUUGGGGGCUCUGGCCGUGGUGCUGGUCCUUCCCUGCAAGCGUCGGGAGCGGCCUGGUGGCAUCGAUGCGCUGUCUUGGGGGGCUGGUCCUCGCGUCGCUCCCUACGGGCUGCAGCUGCUUCUGGCCACACUUCAGGUGACGCUGCCCCUAGCCGGCCUGAUUGGCCGGAUGGGCACUGCCCGGGGUGCCCCGCUGCCAGGUUACCUACUGCUGGCUUCUGUACUGGGGACUCUGGCCAGCGCCUGUGGCUUGGGACUGCUUGUCGUGGAACGGAACCAGGCACGGCAGAAGCUAGCAAUGGGCGCCUGGAUCAAGUUCAGUCACAGCCCUUGUCUCCUGCUCCUCUGGACUGUGGCAUUUGCAGCCGAGAACUUGGCCCUGGUGUCUUGGAACAGCCCACAGUGGUGGUGGGCAAGAGCCGACUUGGGCCAGCAGGUUCAGUUUAGCCUGUGGGUGCUGCGGUAUGUGGUCUCUGGAGGGCUUUUUGUCCUGGGGCUCUGGGCCCCUGGACUUCGUCCCCAGUCCUACACGUUGCGGGUCAAUGAAGAUGAUCAAGAUGUAGAGAGGAGCCAGGUUCAGUCAACAGAGGGGCCACCGCAGUCUACCUGGCGAGACCUUGGCAGGAAGCUUCGCCUCCUGAGUGGCUACCUAUGGCCUCGGGGGAGUCCAGCUCUGCAGCUUGUUGUGCUCAUCUGCCUAGGGCUCAUGGGGCUGGACCGGGGACUGAAUGUGUUGGUCCCCAUCUUCUAUAGGGACAUAGUAAACUUACUGACUGAGAAGGCACCUUGGCAUUCCCUGGCCUGGACUGUUACUACCUAUGUCUUUCUCAAGUUCCUCCAGGGAGGUGGCACUGGCAGUACAGGCUUCGUGAGCAACCUGCGCACGUUUCUGUGGAUCAGGGUGCAGCAGUUCACGUCUCGGCGGGUGGAGCUGCGCCUCUUCUCCCACCUGCAUGAGCUCUCACUGCGCUGGCACCUGGGGCGCCGCACGGGGGAGGUGCUGCGGAUCGUGGACCGGGGCACGUCCAGUGUCACCGGGCUGCUCAGCUACCUGGUGUUCAACGUCAUCCCCACGCUUGCUGACCUCGUCAUUGGCAUCAUAUAUUUCAGCAUGUUCUUCAACGCCUGGUUCGGCCUCAUUGUGUUCCUGUGCAUGAGUCUUUACCUCACCCUGACCAUCGUGGUCACCGAGUGGAGAACCAAGUUCCGACGCGCUAUGAAUACACAGGAGAAUGCUACUCGGGCACGAGCCGUGGACUCUUUGCUAAACUUUGAGACGGUGAAGUAUUAUAAUGCAGAGGGUUAUGAAGUGGAACGCUAUCAGGAAGCCAUCAUCAAAUAUCAGGGUUUGGAGUGGAAGUCAAGUGCUUCACUGGUUUUACUAAAUCAGAUCCAGAAUAUGGUGAUUGGACUCGGGCUCCUUGCUGGCUCCCUGCUUUGUGCAUACUUUGUCAGCGAGCAGACGCUCAAGGUUGGGGACUUUGUGCUCUUUGGCACCUACAUCAUCCAGCUGUACAUGCCCCUCAACUGGUUUGGCACCUACUAUAGGAUGAUCCAAACCAACUUUAUCGACAUGGAGAACAUGUUUGACCUGCUGAAAGAAGAGAAAGAAGUGAAGGACCUUCCUGGAGCAGGGCCCCUUCAAUUUCAGAGGGGCCGGAUUGAGUUUGAGAACGUGCACUUCAGCUACACCCAAGGGCGGGAGACCCUGCAGGAUGUGUCCUUCACUGUGAUGCCUGGACAGACCCUGGCCCUGGUGGGCCCAUCUGGAGCAGGGAAGAGCACAGUUUUGCGCCUGCUGUUUCGCUUCUAUGACAUCAGCUCUGGCUGCAUCCGAAUAGAUGGGCAGGACAUUUCACAGGUGACCCAGAUCUCCCUCCGGUCUCACAUUGGAGUUGUGCCCCAGGACACUGUUCUCUUCAAUGACACCAUUGCCAACAAUAUCCGCUAUGGCCGCGUCACAGCUGGCGAUGAAGAGGUGGAGGCUGCCGCUAAGGCUGCAGGCAUCCAUGAUGCCAUUAUGGCUUUCCCCGAAGGGUACGAGACGCAGGUGGGCGAGCGGGGACUGAAGCUGAGCGGUGGGGAGAAGCAGCGUGUUGCCAUCGCCCGCGCCAUUCUCAAGGCCCCCAACAUCAUUCUGCUGGAUGAGGCUACAUCAGCGCUGGAUACAUCCAAUGAGAGGGCCAUCCAGGCUUCUCUGGCCAAAGUUUGUGCCAACCGCACCACCAUUGUAGUGGCACACAGGCUCUCAACUGUGGUCAAUGCUGACCAGAUCCUCGUCAUCAGAGAUGGCUGCAUUGUGGAGAGAGGACGGCACGAGGCUCUGUUGUCCCGAGGUGGGGUGUAUGCUGACAUGUGGCAGCUGCAGCAGCGGGGACAGGAAGAAGUCUCUGAAGACACCAAAUCCCAGACUAAAGCAUGAUGACAAAAGUUGUGGCUGUCUACCUCCCAAAGGGUAACUCAGAGGAGUUUAAGAUGUAUCCUUCUUCCCUGGCAUAUUUCAUCCUUGUUGUGGGGUACGGUGCUAACGGGGAAGGGGACCUUUCAGGAAAGCCCUUUUUAGGGAAAUAAAAGUGUGGACUAUGCUAGGAUCA
This is a messenger RNA of Hipposideros armiger (great roundleaf bat), 3302 nucleotides long. RefSeq names its product ATP binding cassette subfamily B member 6 (LAN blood group) (gene ABCB6). The record is from RefSeq and is a predicted model, not a curated record. NCBI's taxonomy places the organism in Eukaryota, Metazoa, Chordata, Mammalia, Chiroptera, Hipposideridae. Gene Ontology annotation, molecular function: ATP hydrolysis activity; ABC-type heme transporter activity; ATP binding. Gene Ontology annotation, biological process: heme transport; transmembrane transport. Gene Ontology annotation, cellular component: vacuolar membrane. The coding region runs from base 596 to 3130 and encodes 844 amino acids. The transcript has 19 exons.